AUGAAUGCUAUUUCGAGUUUAGUUCUACUAGGAUGGGCUGUAUGCCUAGAGAAUGCAGCCAAGUCCUUCGACCCUGUUCUCCCCUCAACAACUUUCUAUAAGCCAGAUGCAAUGUCUACUGAAAGUAAAUACUCAUUACUUACGUCCAAGCCAGAGGUACCAAAUAAGAAUACUAGCCUACAAAGCCCUGUGGCUUUUGGAGAGGGGAGUUUCUACAAGCUCUUACACCCAUCGAUGACCCGGCUGACUGACUAUCUUAACAGCCAUAGCACUGGAUUCAGCGAGUGGUAUCUUUCACCAAGCUUGAUCAUGAACAAGGACUUAAGAGAUGAAAUCGUCUCAGACUUGUACAGGGUUCAGCCUCAAGGCGACAAGGAGUUGAAAGAGUUCUGGGGAUCCAUAAUGGGAGAACUUCUUAUCAGAGACCUACCUGAGCUGAAGUCAAGUCUUGGGGAACUGAAAGAAAUACAGAACGAAGAAAGGAAGAAAAAGAGCAUAGCCGAGCUUAAGGAUAUUAAUAACAAGAAGAUCGAUGAAGAAGACAACUUCUUUGGAACAGCAUGGUUUAUUCUAGACUGUCUCUCACUUGGGAUCUCCAAUCGGAAUGCAGAAAUCUAUACAGAUGUUAUCGGGCCAUUCUUGGAUGCCGCUGUUGGCUUCAAAACUCUUGAGCACAAUUUUUCAAACAUCAUUGGAUCUUCUAGGAGUAUAACUUCCCAUAAAACAAGCAAGGUUUAA
Encephalitozoon romaleae SJ-2008 is the source of this 738-nucleotide messenger RNA. RefSeq lists its product as hypothetical. The coding region runs from base 1 to 738 and encodes 245 amino acids. The transcript has a single exon. The record is from RefSeq and is a predicted model, not a curated record. Lineage: Eukaryota; Fungi; Microsporidia; Unikaryonidae.